This is a messenger RNA of Dunckerocampus dactyliophorus (ringed pipefish), 1720 nucleotides long. RefSeq names its product PCI domain containing 2 (gene pcid2). Gene Ontology annotation, biological process: poly(A)+ mRNA export from nucleus; transcription elongation by RNA polymerase II; post-transcriptional tethering of RNA polymerase II gene DNA at nuclear periphery. Gene Ontology annotation, molecular function: RNA binding; double-stranded DNA binding. Gene Ontology annotation, cellular component: transcription export complex 2. The record is from RefSeq and is a predicted model, not a curated record. Lineage: Eukaryota; Metazoa; Chordata; Actinopteri; Syngnathiformes; Syngnathidae.
AAUAAUUGGAUUUUUAUCUUGAGAGAGUCCUUAAAUGUUCGUUAUUGCAUUUUUUCUGGAAAUUUAAAUUCCUCGUAGCAAAAGCUGGGACGGCACGACUAUUGAGGAUGGCGGGGGUCCAUCAGUGCACACUCAUCAUUGUGGGCGUGUUCAGUGCAACAUCCGGGUACUGUCAUCUGCCUAGCCAACUAUUGAGAGUGGUUAAGGUGUUGUGCCCUCACCAUUUUGGCCGUUUGAGUGCAACAUCCGGGUACGGACAGCGCACUGCAGUUUGCCGUACUUCUCAGCGCUUAUGCACUCAACAGUGUUGAGUCUGCUCUCAGACGACGGCAUCAUGGCGCACAUCACUAUCAACCAGUAUCUCCAGCAGAUCUAUGAAGCAAUUGAUAACCAGAAGGGCUCGCUCUGCGCUGAGCUGUUAUCAUUCAAACAUCCGCACGUUGCCAACCCCCGCCUCCAGCUUGCCAAUCCAGAGGACAAAUGCCAGCAGGUUCUUGAGCCGCCGUAUGACGAGAUGGUGGCCGCUCAUCUCAGGUGUACAUAUGCAGUCGCCAAUCACGACUUUGUAGAAGCCUACAAGUUCCAGACCAUCGUUGUUCAAUAUCCUUUGUGGUGACAUUACUUGGCUUCCCAGAUUUCACACUCCCAGUCGUUCCGACUUCUCACAUCCUUUCUGAGAGCAUUUCAGUCGCACAAAGAGGAGAACUGGGCGCUACCUGUGAUGUUUGCUGUCGCGCUUGAUCUCAGGAUAUUUGCCAACAGUGCGGAGCAGCAGUUGCAGCAGAAGGGCAAAGGUCAGCCAAGUGAGAUGCUGGAAAAAGCAGCCGAGCAACUAAUGAGCUGCUUUCGUGUUUGUGCCAGCGACAAUCGAGCCGGGAUUGAGGAUUCAAAGAAAUGGGGGAUGAUGUUUCUGAGCAACCAGCUCUUCAAGAUCUACUUCAAGAUCAAUAAGCUGCAUCUGUGCAAGCCGCUCAUCAGAGCCAUCGACAGCUCCAACCUGAAGAAUGACUACAGCCCUGCUCAGAAGGUCACGUACAAAUACUACGUCGGCCGCAAGGCCAUGUUUGACAGCGACUUCAAACCAGCUGAGGAGUUUUUGUCCUUUUCCUUCCGACACUGCCAUCGCAGCAGUCAGAAGAACAAGAGAAUGAUUCUCAUCUACCUGCUGCCUGUUAAGAUGCUGCUGGGCCACAUGCCAACACUGAAGCUGCUGGAAAAGUACGACCUUUUGCAGUUUGCAGACGUCACCAAAGCUGUCAGUGACGGGAACCUGCUGCUACUGAAUGAGGCUCUGUCCAAACACGAGACCUUCUUCAUCCGCUGUGGCAUCUUCCUCAUCCUGGAGAAGCUCAAGAUCAUCACAUACAGAAACCUCUUCAAGAAAGUGUAUCUGCUGCUGAGGACCCACCAGCUGCCUCUGCACACCUUCCUGGUGGCCCUGCAGAUGAUGAAGGUGGAGGACGUUGACAUCGAUGAGGUGCAGUGUAUCCUGGCUAACCUGAUCUACAUGGGUCACAUCAAAGGUUACAUCUCUCAUCAGCACCAGAAACUUGUGGUCAGCAAACAGAAUCCAUUCCCUUCGCUGUCUUCAAUCUCCUAGACUUUAUCACCCCGACUGUGAUGCUCCCACAAGCUCAACAAGCUCUUUUAUACUUUUUUUUUAAUGCUUUCUUGAUUUGGUACCAUACUGUAAAACAAGAAAUAAAAAGUAUAUGCUGUA